This is a messenger RNA of Hypoxylon trugodes, 1767 nucleotides long. RefSeq lists its product as uncharacterized. Bases 1 to 1767 code for a protein of 588 amino acids. The transcript is spliced from 3 exons. NCBI's taxonomy places the organism in Eukaryota, Fungi, Ascomycota, Sordariomycetes, Xylariales, Hypoxylaceae. The record is from RefSeq and is a predicted model, not a curated record.
AUGUGGUUAACCAGCAUCAGGAUUGUUUUUCGCCUGCUAUUUUGCGCUGCUCUUGCAGCUACAGAGGACGUCAUCAAGCUUGAACCUUCAGCAAGUCCUCCCAAGGGUGUUUCUAUGCAGAUAGAUCCCGCAUUUGCAGGUUUCGGCAUAGAGCCCUCGAACCUAUUUUCAUUUAUGGGUGAAGAGAAAACAAACAAUGUCACCCUCAACCUCCUUAAUAACCUCGCAGGGUAUGCGGGAAAACCGCCUCAUAUUCGAAUCGGAGGGAAUACUCAGGACUAUAUGAUCUACAGGGAAAGUCAAAGUGAUUGGGCGUGGAAUAAGAAUCAAGCCCCGGCUGGACAGGGAGCCUUCAAGCCUGAUAGUAUGUUGAUCGGGCCUCGGUUUUUCGAAGCGGCAAACCGGUUCCCAAAAGGAGCCACCGUCACCUGGGGAUUAAAUUUAGCGUAUGAACAGAGCGAUUAUAUCGACCAGAUCACGACGAUGGCGAAACAAGUUCUUUCCAAAUGUUCAAAUCUGACCAUUACCUCAUUCGAGAUAGGUAACGAGCCAGAUCUGUACUUACAAAACGAAUUUCAGACCGGUAGCUGGGGAGGAAAAGUGUGCACCCAACAGUGGCUGGACAGAGCCUCCGCGAUAUACAAACAGGUCCUUCAGCCCCGCAACAUGACAAGUGACUUCUUCGAAGCCGCCGCUACCGCAUCCACAAUAGGGUACCCAGUAUCCCUAGAACACCUCGUGAAUCUCCACACAACCGAGGACCAAUUCGCAGCGUGGGCACAACAAGUCAGCCAAGCGCAGCAAACCUCAUACUCCUACGCAUUGCGCGAAAUGGGUGUCGUCGGGCCUAUCGGCUUGGAAGGUGUAACCGAUGUCUUCGGCGCCGCGAUCUGGACUUUGAAUUUCCUUCUCUACACCGCGAGUCUCAACAUCACUUCGAUCGGCUUCCACAUGACGGACAAUUCGAACGCCAGCGCGUGGCAGCCCAUCGCUAUGUACGGGCAACAACCGCACGUGCGACCACUCUACUAUGGUAUCGCGGCGUUCGACCAAGUAAUCGGAUCCUCCUGCCCUAGCCAAGUCUCCGUCGCGCAGCUCCAGCCCACGCAGAUCCCGUCUGGGUACCAAGAUUAUAUCAGAGCGUACCCGGUAUACGCAAACCAGACCCUCGCCUCGGUCGUCAUUAUCAACGGUAAAAUAGCCAACUCCACACAAGCACAGCGGGACACCACCACAGUCCAACUACAACUCCCCCCUUCCCUCGCCGGUAAAGCGUUAUAUCUUUCUUAUCUAUCGAACUCCGGCGCGGACGCGAAAUCGAAUACGACAUGGAACGGUCUAAGCUUCGAGCACGACCCCAACGGCACACCGAUGACGGUCGCGGAUAACGGACAUGCGAUUCAAGUUGCCAGUAUCGGGAUAGCCAGUAUUUCACUACGAGAUUCGGAAGCCGUAGUCGCGAAUAUCGGGAGCAAAAUCGGCGGUGCUGGUUCUUGUUCAGUGCAGUCACCCACAAGCGUUCCAAAUCAACCUACAUCCUCACCCUCUCCCUCGCCCUCAUCUACAGGCGCAGGAACCCCGAACACGAAAUCCGAAGCCAGACACGAUCACUGCGGACCCGCGACGGGCGCAGCGAUAGGUGUAUUUUCGAUGAGUAUCGCGCUGGUGUUCGGAGUGUUGAUGCUGCGGGGUAAAGGUCUGCUAGGUGUGUUGAGAAUUUUCACAACCAUGGCGUUUUUUUGCAUUUUGCUUUUUGGUACUACCUGA